GGUUUUUCUUCCUUCCAGCAUGCCUUGCGCGGCAGUGGCGUUGACGUCACCGCCGCCCGGUCCCCGCCGCCAUUGGAGUUGGAAGGCUCCUCCGGCUGGUAAAACAUAGUGCUGCUGCCUUUCUUCUCAAGCAGCUCCCUCAUCGGCCUCCCGGGGAAAAAAAAGGAUAAGGAGGGAACGGCGGAAGGGAUUAUAUUCCCCUCAGGGCCAGAGAGAGGGAGGCGACUGCACGGCGCCGGCAGCAACGGCAGCAACGGCAGCGGCUCCCCUCAGCCUGUGUGUGUGGAGGCGAGCGAUGUGAGGGAAGGAACGAGCGCGCGCACGAACGAGCCAGCGCGCGCACGCGCGGCUCUCUUCCCCCCAUUUUCCCUUGACCUCGAGCUCUCCCCCCGUUUCCCUUUUUUUCCUGUCUCUCUCUCUCACGACGCGCGUGCGCACCCCCUACCCCUGCCAGCCUCCCUCCCUCCUCCCGGGAAAAGCGAGAAACGGGAGGGGGGAGCGCGCCCACCCACUCACGUUCCAGUGUCUCUCUGUGUGUCUCUCUUCCACACAUACAUCCCCCUUUCUCCCACCCUCCCCCUCUCUUGCCCUCUCCCGUGCUUGGCCUCGCCCCUUCUUCUUUUCCUUCUUCCUCCCCUCCCCGCUUCCCCCCCCCCCAUUUCAGGGCGCAUGAGAGAUGUCUGCCACCAGCGUUGACCCCCAGAGACCGAAAGGACAAGAUAAUAAAGUGCAAAAUGGUUCUCUUCAUCAGAAGGAUACAGUUCAUGACAAUGAUUUUGAGCCUUACCUUUCUGGACAGUCAAAUCAGAAUAACAGCUAUCCAUCAAUGACAGAUCCCUACCUGUCCAGUUAUUAUCCACAUUCUAUUAGCUAUCCCUACUCUCUCAGUGAAGCACCGUGGUCAACUGGAGGAGACCCUCCUAUUCCAUACCUCACUACCUAUGGACAGCUCAGUAACGGUGAUCAUCAUUUCAUGCAUGAUGCUGUUUUUGGACAGCCUGGUGGACUGGGGAACAACAUUUACCCGCACAGAUUUAAUUUUUUCCCUGAAAACCCACCUUUCUCAGCAUGGGGAACAAGUGGGUCCCAGGGGCAGCAGACUCAAAACUCUGCAUAUGGGAACAGCUACAGCUAUCCACCCAGUUCUCUUGGUGGAACUAUUGUGGACGGGCAGACAGGAUUUCAUAAUGAUACCUUAAAUAAAGCUCCUGGGAUGAAUAGCAUUGAGCAGGGAAUGGUUGGACUGAAGAUUGGUGGGGAUGUUACAGCUUCCGCUGUGAAAACAGUAGGUUCUGUGGUGAACAGUGGUGGGAUGACGGGUGCUUUGUCUGGCAAUUGUGGAUCAAGUAUAAACUUGCCAGUAUCUAAGCCAACCUCUUGGGCUGCUAUUGCUAGCAAACCUGCAAAACCUCAGCCCAAGAUGAAAGCAAAGAGUGGGCCUGUGAUAGGAGGAGCUUUGCCUCCACCACCUAUUAAACAUAACAUGGACAUUGGCACUUGGGACAAUAAGGGACCUGUGCCCAAAGUUCCAACUCCUCAGCAGAUCCCUUCUCCUCAAUCAGCCCCACAGCCUCAAAUUAUUCAGCCUAUUCCUGCCCAGCCACCUCCACUGACCCAGAUGCCAUACCAGAACCCUCAGCCACCCCCAUCUCAAAACAGGUGGGUGGCGCCUCGUAACAGAAAUUCAGCUUUUGGCCAAAGUGGAGGAACUGGUAAUGAGAACAACUUGCCUGGCAAUACCCCAGCAAACUCCAUCCCAGGCAGUGAUUCUCACCCUGUUCUUGAAAAACUGAAAGCUGCUCACAGUUAUAACCCUAAGGAUUUUGAAUGGAACCUUAAAAAUGGACGUGUGUUCAUAAUAAAGAGUUAUUCUGAGGACGAUAUUCAUCGUUCUAUUAAAUAUUCCAUUUGGUGCAGCACAGAGCAUGGCAACAAGCGUUUGGACAGUGCUUUCCGCUCUAUGAAUAGCAAGGGUCCAGUCUACUUACUCUUCAGUGUCAACGGCAGUGGACAUUUCUGUGGAGUGGCGGAAAUGAAGUCACCAGUAGAUUAUGGCACCAGUGCUGGUGUCUGGUCUCAGGACAAAUGGAAGGGGAAGUUUGAUGUCAAGUGGAUCUUUGUGAAAGAUGUGCCCAACAACCAACUCCGACACAUCAGGCUGGAGAACAAUGACAACAAACCAGUUACAAACUCCCGUGACACUCAGGAGGUGCCCUUAGAAAAAGCAAAACAAGUGCUUAAAAUUAUUGCUACAUACAAGCACACAACCUCCAUCUUUGAUGACUUUUCUCAUUACGAAAAGCGGCAGGAGGAGGAAGAAGUGGUGCGGAAGGAACGUCAGAAUCGAAAUAAACAAUAAGAAUAAACAUAUAUAUGGUUUGCUAUAAAUAUAUAUAUACUAGAACUGAUAUUAAAUUUGAUUAUGAAAAAUCAAACCUUUUUAAAAUUUGUCCUGAUGCCACAUUCUGGCAUCAGGAGACUGUAAAGCUUUCAGCUCCAAUAUCUUUUUGUGCAGGAGAAACUAAAUUGUUGCAUCUUUUAAGUACAUUGUAGUGUGUGUGUGGUUUUGGUUUUUUUUUGCCCAGGUGAAUAUGCAUUAAUUUGUAUCUUUCCUAUGUAAAAUGCUGUAGAAUCCAUUAAUAAAAGUGUUUUCCUGUU
This is a messenger RNA of Rhineura floridana, 2658 nucleotides long. It is a transcript of the gene YTHDF1, whose product is annotated as YTH N6-methyladenosine RNA binding protein F1. The record is from RefSeq and is a predicted model, not a curated record. Lineage: Eukaryota; Metazoa; Chordata; Lepidosauria; Squamata; Rhineuridae. Gene Ontology annotation, molecular function: mRNA binding; N6-methyladenosine-containing RNA reader activity. Gene Ontology annotation, biological process: mRNA destabilization. The transcript has 5 exons. The coding region runs from base 677 to 2359 and encodes 560 amino acids. Gene Ontology annotation, cellular component: cytoplasm.